AUGGCGUCCUCCGCCUUGCCAAAGGCGCAGGUGAUUCCCUUGCAUUUCUGGGAUGACACGGCCACCUUUCGCGCGGUAGUCAUGUACUUUAUGAUGCGCUUCAACGCUCCACUCUGCCCUUUGAAAUUGCAGGCGGCGCUUGCGAAGCUUCUAGCGCGCGACGGAUGGCGCAAACUGGGAGCACGCCUGCGCCUGAACAAGGCAGGCCAUCUCGAAUAUCAUGUGCUCAUCGAAACGGAUGACCAGAGGCGGGUGCUGCGGUUUCACCAUGAAAAGUACGAAAUGGCCAUCGCUCAGCACCCACUAGCAUCGAGACUUCCCAAAGCCUCGUCGCAGCCUGAGAUCGUUGGUCGUGCUGAGGACUUUCUCUCGCUCAUGCGUCAACCGCACGACCCGGAGAAGCUGGCAGACUACCUCUCCGAAGACGAGCCCAUUCUCGGCCUUCACGUCGUUUCCUUCUCUGAUGCCACCAUUGUGACGCUCAGCUGGCCGCAUGUCGCGCUGGACGGUAUGGGACGCAAGGCUCUCCUUGACGCUUGGUCGCUUGUGCUGCAGGGCCGAGAAGAUGAGGUCUCUGAAUUCCAUGGCUUCGACGAGGAUCCGUUAGCGACGCUGGGGACCAAUCCGACUGAGGCGUAUGUGCAUGAGAGAAAGGCAUUUCGCUGGUGGGACAUGCUCGUUUUUACGUUCCGUUAUCUGGUUGAUCAGAUUUUCUGGCAACCCAAGGACGAGAGUCGAGUCAUCUGUCUUCCAAAGUCCUUUGUCCAGACCUUAAAAGCGCAGGCAGCAGCCGACAUUGCUGCAGAGCAACCUAGCGCAUAUGUUAGCGAAGGGGACGUCAUCAGUGUUUGGUGGACGCGGCGAAUUGUCUCAUGUACCCCAGUGCGGCCAUUUCAGACUGUUGCGCUCAAUGUUGCAUUUGGACUGCGAUGGCUGCUUGCCAAAGACCUCCUUCCCGCUGCCAAGGCCUACGUCUCAAAUGCAGUGACCUUCGUGCCAACUUUUAUGCCGGCCAAGGACGUUUUGAACAAAUCUCUGGGGCAAGUGGCGCUCGCUGUGCGCCAGUCUCUCAUCUCUCUGGGCACACGAGAACAAGUGGAGGCUCGCCUGGCCAUUGAUCGAGCUGCACAAGAGAAGACGGGGGGCGGGGCUCUAUUUGGAGACCCCUGGAUGCACAUGGUGGUCUGCACAAAUUGGAUGAAGGGCAGUUUCUACGACGUAGACCUUUCUGCCGCUGUGAUCGGGGAUUCUUGCAGCGGAGACAAGGAAAGACAGCAGGGACGACCAUCCUACAUUCAGCUCCACUCAUUUGCUCGUGGUUUCUCCCUGAUCAAUGGAUUUUCGAUUACUGGCAAGGACACUGCAGGAAAUGUAUGGCUGCACUCAGUCCUGCGAAGGGAGUACUGGCAGCGGAUCGAACAGGAUCUAAGAAGCAUCCGCGACGAAGCCAGGAGACACUCUUGA
This is a messenger RNA of Zasmidium cellare ATCC 36951, 1464 nucleotides long. RefSeq lists its product as uncharacterized. The transcript has 2 exons. Lineage: Eukaryota; Fungi; Ascomycota; Dothideomycetes; Mycosphaerellales; Mycosphaerellaceae. The record is from RefSeq and is a predicted model, not a curated record. Bases 1 to 1464 code for a protein of 487 amino acids.